Molecule: messenger RNA, 1659 nt
Organism: Diabrotica balteata
Lineage: Eukaryota; Metazoa; Arthropoda; Insecta; Coleoptera; Chrysomelidae
Source: the annotation of a GenBank genome assembly
AACAUUAAAUGAUUAUUGGUUGAAUGAACUAUGUAAAGCAAAUUGUUAAUGUGUUAUAUCCAUCAUGUUCGUUAUACUAGUUGUACCACUAGUAAUUUUUGUGUUGGGUUAUUUAUGUCUUUUUAUAAGACAACGAACUACGUUAACUGAUAUUCCUGGACCAAAGCCUGAUAUAUUAUUGACACACUUUUUUGACGUUAAAAUAAGACCUAAUUAUGAGUACCUUGGGACCCUUAUGAAAUACCAUGACCUUCACGGACCAGUUAUAAAGUGUUACGACGGCCCUCUUAAUGUUGGCAUUUUAAUCAAAGAUGCGGAAUUGAUUGAACACAUCUUAAGUUCAAACAAGCUUAUAGACAAAGCUAAACGAUAUGAAUUUAUUCACAACUGGCUUUCUAUGGGACUAUUGACUAGUACAGGUAAGAAAUGGAGACAACGUAGAAAACUGUUAACACCAGCAUUCCAUUUUUCUAUUCUUAACAAUUUUGUUGAAAUAUUUGCUAACGUUGGAGAAGUUUUUAUUGAAGUAUUACAGGAACACGUCAACAAACCAAGUUUUGAUAUCAGUCCCUUGGUGUCUUUGUGUACAUUAGACCUUAUUUGCGAGGCUGCCAUGGGAGUUAAAUUGAAUGCUCAGAAGAUGAAGACCUCUCAAUACAUUCAAGGUGUCAAAACUAUGUGCCAAAUCGUAGGUGGAAGAUUAUAUAGUUGUAUUAAUCCACUUUUUUACAAAUUUACUAUAACCUACCUUCAAGAAUGGAUAACAUUAAAGAUAGUUCAUGGACACACAGACAAUAUUAUCAAUCAAAGAAUUAUUGAGAAGGAGCAAAAUAAAAAUAUUGGGAGCCAUUCAUCUAAUAACAAGAAACCAGUAUUUUUGGAUAUUCUUUUAGAAUCUACUAUAGAUGGAAAAUCACUUUCAAGAUUGGAUAUAAGGGAAGAAGUAGACACUUUUAUGUUCGAGGGCCAUGAUACAACUGCAUCAGCUGUAAGUUUUGCACUUUAUUCGUUAGCAGCUAAUCCCGAAAUACAGAAAGAAGUGUAUAUUGAGCAGCAAACCAUUUUUAACGAUGAUUUAAAAAAUGCAAAACCAACUGUGGCACAAUUAAAUGAAAUGAAAUAUUUGGAGCUCGUCAUAAAAGAAACGCUUAGACUGUAUCCAUCGGUGCCGUAUAUAGGAAGAAAAUUGUCUGAGGAUGUAAUGCAUAAAGGAAUGCUUUUACCAAAGGGAAUCGAUGUACUGUUAUUUAUAUUUGCCUAUCAUCGAGAUGCAGAGGCUUUUCCAGAUCCUUUAAAAUUCAAUCCGAACAGAUUUUUAGAUACAAAUAGACUCAAUCCUUAUCAAUACACUCCUUUUAGUGCAGGACCUCGAAAUUGUAUAGGACAAAGAUUUGCGAUGCUGGCAAUGAAAAGUACAUUAUCGAAAGUAAUAAGGAAUUUUGAAUUGUUUCCAUCUACUCCCAAACAUGAACUGCAGUUAGUUCCAGAUACAAUUCUCAAAUCAAAGAACGGUAUCUGUAUUUCGAUUAAACAGAGAAAUUAGUCUACUAAAAAUAUUUGACAAUAAUAUGUUUCUUAACUAAUUUAAUUAAGUAGUCCACAAUAUAUCUGUAAAGUUUUUAAUAAAUUCAUUUAAAUAUUAUAUAUGGUUUAUUUUAG